AUGCCUUCUCGCAAGCCUUUAACCCCAGCACACCAACCGCCCACUCCGAGCGCCAACCGCCACGCAGUCCUGACGGGCCGCAUCGGCAAAAACCACGGCAGCAACGCCGACAAGGCAGGCAAGAAAUACCCCAAAUUCAUCGCGACCAUGCCCACAGGCAACAACAACAACAACAACCUCAACCUCACCACCGACCCCUCCCACCCGCACCCCCCUCACACCGGAACCAGAACCCCAAGCCGAGCCACCCGUUCCCCCCCCAACCUAAACCCCACAGCCCCCAUGAUGCACACCCCCACCCCCACCAUCACGACCCCUGCCCUGGGCCGCCCGCGCGGCAGCAGCAGCCUCGACGGCGGCAAUUUGGGGAUGGGUGGGGGGAGGAUGGGGCGGGGCACGGUGUUGGGGAGGCUUGGUGAUGAGGAGGAGUUUGAGGAGGAGUUUGAGGAGGAGCUCGAGGAUGGGGCCAGAGAGGAGAUCAGGAAGUUAAAGAAGAAGUCGGCUCGGGAGAUCGCGCGCGAGAGGAAAGAGAUGGACGAGUGGGCGGCCAAAGAACGAGCCAGGGCCAUGGCCAACCCGUACGCCGCCGCCGUCAUGGUUGUUCCCAACGCCAAGCCCAAGAAGAAGAUUGUUGUCGAUCUGACCGACGACGGCGAGUUCACCAGCAUGCCCCGCGGCCCGCCCGGUGGUAGUGCGGUGGGUGCCUAUGCCCCUAUCUUCAUCCUGGACGACGACGACGAAACCCCCCAGCCCAUCAAACGCAGCAAGCCCGCCAGUUUUAGCAACCCCCCCAAGCCGGCCAAGAUCACCAAGUUCGACGAGUUUGGUUUUGACGAUGAGAUGGACCUGGUCCGGCUCGCCGAGGAGGCCGCCAAUGAAGCCAACGACGACGGACUGAACCGCGAGGAGGAGUUGGUGCUUAUGGAACUGGCUGACAAGUUUUCGUCGCCCAUGCCCGCCAAGUGA
Chaetomium globosum CBS 148.51 is the source of this 966-nucleotide messenger RNA. RefSeq lists its product as uncharacterized. The transcript has 4 exons. NCBI's taxonomy places the organism in Eukaryota, Fungi, Ascomycota, Sordariomycetes, Sordariales, Chaetomiaceae. The record is from RefSeq and is a predicted model, not a curated record. Bases 1 to 966 code for a protein of 321 amino acids.